Molecule: messenger RNA, 5902 nt
Organism: Lethenteron reissneri (Far Eastern brook lamprey)
Lineage: Eukaryota; Metazoa; Chordata; Hyperoartia; Petromyzontiformes; Petromyzontidae
Product: multimerin-1-like
Biological process (GO): negative regulation of cell migration involved in sprouting angiogenesis; negative regulation of vascular endothelial growth factor receptor signaling pathway
Molecular function (GO): protein binding
Source: RefSeq, a predicted model, not a curated record
UGCGAGUGCUACACGGGGAGAGGCGCGUGUCGCGCUUGGGCAGGCUUGCCUCGGAGCGUGCGCUCGGACCAACAAAAACUUCACCAUGAACGAAGCCAGGCCACUCCGCGAAGGGGGAUCAAUGGUGGGGCAGGAGUUGCACCGUGGUCUGAAGAACAUUUGAAGUGGAAUAACAAAGCAAAAAAAUUCCCAAACGCACGCAUGAGAAAUUUGUCUCUUCGAGGAAUUGUUGAAAAUUGAAGGCGUUUGCGGUAAAUUGCAUUUGACGAUUGCAAAAUAACUUUUGCGUGGAGCGCAAGUGGUACAAAAAUGAUAUAGAUAGGGUAUUUCAUUUUUUAGCUUUUACUCCCCAUUUACAUGCAAGAUCUCAUGCGAAAUAUUAUAUACUGCAAAACAAACCACCGAUUACCGCACGUAUCUUUGCGACUUUUUGUUAUUACGAUACAAGAUUUUACAAACGAAUGGCAUGCGCGUCGUGAGCGAAAAUAUCGGCAGCGAUAACAAUAGUGUGCUUCGUUUCGCAAGAAAAUGCGACCUUGGAGAGGAUUACUGCGAGCACUCGUGCUCAUGGCCAUGUGGCCUGCACGCUUCGUCGCUCCAUUAAGUUCACCCCACCGCGUCUCCCGCGAGGAGACCGCAAAGCCACCCACGGGCGCGCCCUUCAACAGCAGCGGCAGCGCGGAUCCAGACCUCACAGAUACAUUCCAGGGCAGCGACGGCAAGGGCCAGGCUCGCACCGGGCAGGCAGCCGUUGCUGCUGCUGCUGCCGAUCUCCUAGAGGACGGUCCGAACGCCGGCGACGGAGCGCGCGGAGCCGGUGAAUGGGCGGCACCGCACGCGGACAGCUUCUGGGAUGAGUCUCAAGGUCGCCAGCGCACGCAGAGUCCAUGGGAGAGUCAAGUAACUGGCACUCGCGCGGGAGAGGAUGUCGAACAAUGGGAACUCAAGAGAGGGCCAAAGAGAGGAAGCUUCGUGGGGGUGGAGGCAUGGAGACGUGGGGCCAGGUCUUCUCAGCUCCAACACAGCAGCAGCGGCGGCGGUGUCCACAAAAGCAGGGACUGGUGUGCGUACGUGCAGACGCGCAUCGCCACCAGCGUCGUGACCAACGGGACCGAGACGUUUGGCGCAACGGUGGCCGAGCCGUGUCCAUGGGGCCAAGGCAGCUGUCAGAACCGCCACACAUUCAAAGAAAUGACCAGGCCAUUGUACCGGAUCAAGCACAGCAUCGUUACGUCCCUCCAGUGGAAGUGCUGCCCGGGUCACGUGGGCCCUGCAUGUGACCUCACAGAGGAGGCAGUGGGUACCGCGAGUCUUCAGGAGCAUCCACCCCCACCGCAGCAGCGAGCCCACGGCAGGCAGAGCGAUGACAACGAUGGUGACACCAUUCCAGGCGUCACUGCUCAGCUGUUGCUCGGCCUCAAAGGGAAAGGCGACGCGGGAUCUGUUUGGAGUGCCCCCCAUUGGGGAGGGACAGAUGGCAGUGAAGUCGACGACGACGACUACGGGAAGGACAUGGACCAACAAGUGGAGGGCUUCGAGCAGAGGGAGUCACGGAGCGUGGCUCAUGGGCAUUCAGCCACCAGGGUCCACUCCAGCGAGAGGAAAGUAACGCUGGACAGCGUCUCCGAAGAGCUGGUCAUUGAUCUUGUUCGGAAGCUGCUGGACGAGCGACUCGGGGAGGCAUCUCGACGGCCGGUCCACGGCACAGGUGGUCUCGACGUGACCCUGUCAACCCCGUCGGCCGCCCAGCUGGCGCGGGACCUGCAGCUCCUGCAGCACUCACUCUCCUCCCUCAACGACAGCGUCUCGCAGAGGCUCGAUGACCUCACCUGGAGGGUUCAAAACCUGGAGAAGGCAACCUCCAGGUCGUCCGAGCAACGGAACACCCUUCUGCUGGAGCAGCUAGCCCACAGAGCGGCGGUGGAGACUACGACCCGACGCCUCGCCGACGAGGCGAGGACACGGGCGCGGGAGGCGGUGGAGGCGAGAGGGGAGCUGGCAUCUGAGCUGCGUGGAGACCUCGGAAAGAUGUGGAAGUUCACAAAGGAUCGCCUCGACACAAUGAACCUCACCAUCGCUGGCCUCCAGGUGAACGCCGCGCCCGCCGCAGCUGCUGCUGCUGCUGUUGAAAUUACGAGCAAUGCGGCGGCGAGCAAACCCGCGCCGGAGAGUUCCGACGGUGGCGACGGCGACGAAGGCAGAAUGAAAGCGCAGGGCUCCGACGCGCAGAAAGCCAAGGUCGUGUCAACUCAGGACUUUAGCCGCUUCAACGAGACGCUGAAGAGGCACGAGUACCUUCUGAGAGACGUCUACAACCAGUUGCACCUGUUCACUGAGAAGCUGAAGGAGCUCAGCUACAGGAUCCAGGAGGAGCAGGAGGCGAGCUGGGGGGAGUGCAACAAGCUCCAGGAUGCCUUCAAGGCGAGCGAGGACUCUCUGUCCAUCAAGCUCCUCGAAGUUCAAGAACAGCUGCUGGACAUGAACAAGACCAUCGUCAUUGGGCUGUCACCCAUGGAGGAACGCUUCGGCUCCGUGAUGUCCACCAUCCACAACCUCUCAACAGAGGUGGGGCACCUGCAGAAGAGCUUGCAGAGGAGAGCGCAGGGCACCGAUUGGCUCGACGAAGCGCAGUCUCUCCGGGAGCAGAUGGACGGCCUCAUCUUGUCCGUCGACAGAUUCAAGAUUGACGUGGAAGACCUUAAGUUUUCCCGGAGCGUUCUGGGCUCCGGAGUUCGGCUGCCCAGUCCGGCCUCUGACCUGGAGUCGCGGGUGAACAGCACCGAGAGCGCGGCGAGGAGAGCGCUGGAGCAGAGCGGAGCGCUGGGCAGCAACGUGAGCCACCUGCACCGGCGUGUAGAGCAGCUGUCGGCUCUCACGCUGAACCUCCUCGCGCAGGCGAGCCUCAUGAGCCAGCACGUGGACGACCUCAACGGCUCGUUCAGCACGCUCAUGGAGGACACACUGCGGCACACGCUCGCGCUGGAGGAGCUGGGCGCGUUCCGAGACUCCGACUACGACGAUUACGACGGCGAGUACGCCGACGAUGGCUUCGGGAAGCCGGAAGCCAAGGUGGAGAUCAACCUCGUGAAGCUCAGCCGCCUGCUGAGCGAGACGGUGGGCGCAGUCCGCGAGCAGUCCGACGUGGUGCUCGCAAUGCGGAGCCGCCUCCUGGCGCUGCAGCUGCAGGUUGCGAACUCCACGUCAUCCGCGCCGCGCCCGCGCGGUGGCCCGAGGGAGCGGGAGGAGACGGCGGUCUCCUUUGGCGGGGAGUUCGGGUCGAGAGAGGACGAGGGCGAGCCGGAGGGGCGUGCGGACAGGCUGUGGGAGAGGCUCGGGCGGCUGGAGAGGGCCUGGUUUGAGUUGGACGGGCAGCGCUUGGGGCGACUGGAGUCACGUCUCAAUGAGAUGGCCGGUGUUGCGGCCGGCUGCCUGGACCGCACGGACGCGUUGCGCGAGGAGGUGGACAGGAACGCGUCGGCCCUCCAGCGAACGCUCGCCGCCAUGGCGUCUUCGCGGGACGCGGAGAUGGAGGCCCUGAGACGCGACCUCUUGGCCGAGCUGUCGGCCCACGUGGAGGUCGCGAUGCGGGCGCGCAGGAAGGACAAGGACGAGCGGCGGCAGCAGCGCAAGGAGACGCUCUCGAAGCAGCAGGAGCAGCGGGCGGGGAAGGGACCGGCGGCAUUGCAUGGUGCUGGUUCGGAGCCCGGGCAUGCUGAGGCGGCGAGGAUGCCCGGCUUCCUGGAGCCGGCUCACCUCACAGAGGCGGCGCAGCGCGGGGGCCGCCGGCUCACACGCGCCAAGGCCACGCACGCACGAACCACGUGGAACAUCGCCACCGCUCCCCGCGCUGGCCAGGAAGACGGCACGAAACAGCGCCACAACUCCCCAUAAACGCGGGUCGCCGGUAAAAAAAAAAAAACUGGCCAUGCUGACACGGAGAGAACUGAGAAUGUCAGCCAAGACAACUGCACUCAAAAGUGCUUGGCUUGCACUUGAAAGGUUUGUCCGUUGAAGCCGUCGGCGAUUGGCUUGGUCUAUAAUCCUCCCUUUUGGGGUCAUUGUCAUAAAGUACCGGCUUUGUGGGGAGUCAACAGUGUUUGUCCCAUGGGGUAAACUGGCCCCGGCCAUGGGAAUGUGGAAUUUGUACCACUUCCUUUGAGGUUUAUGUUGAAGAUGCGCGGUACUCCUUUGCUCGACUGAGCAGGGGCAUGGUUUGUUUCUUCCCACGUGAAUCAAAAUGUCGCCAUGCUCAAACGAGCAUCGUGCUGAACUCCUCGCUCACAUGGUGACCCUGAGCCAGAGGUUUGAAUUUCAACUGUAUGACGCCACUCUUCACUUCCUACAAAAUUGUGUGCAUUUUCGUCAACCCCCAAAAAAUAUAUUGGUCGAGGCGACCUCCCCCCAACUGGUUUGUGUGACCCGGCCACCCUACCGUGGGAACGUGAGAGUCAAGGGCCGUGGCACAGCGCCACCAUGCCGCUAAGUUUAUAGCUGCAAAAGCGCCGCUGUGUGCUGUGUGCCGGUCUACAUUUUAUUGCAGUAAUUUGCUCGAGCAAUUCAGAACGGCAUCUUAAUAAGCUGUACAAGGGGGGGAAGAUGUAACAUUUUCCAUGAUGAAAUUUAUUUUUUUUCGUUAAAAUACUUACUAGAAACACACUGCUGAAAGGCAAUUUUGGGGCCUCGAAUGAUUCAUGGUGCGUGGCUGGAGCCUGCCAAGAACACAAGGGCACGAAUGAGUUGGAUUAAAAGGCCACAACACAUGACUGAGCUGAUGUAUCAGUGAAGGUGAUAUCAGUGUAAGGCUCGUACCCCUAGAUUUAGUGGUGCAUGUGGCAUUAGGGUAUGGGUACAAGCCUUGUAUUUGAGACUCGGAGUUCCGAGUUAGUUUUGCUAUGGGGACACAUUAACCUGGAACAAAGGCCAUAGGUCAGUGGAAUAAAAGGCAUUUAUUGUCAUUGCAUGAACAAAUAUGCAUACCUCAUAUCUGCUGGAUAGAUCAAGUAUGUUAGAUCUUGUUUAUGACAAUGUCCAAACUCCAAAAUCGGUAAACCUAACAGCUCCUUUCCCUAAUAUUGUCACUGGGAUGUUGAACUUUUUUUUUACAACCUUUGGUAAAGGUGCAGCACUGCAAUCGCUCACUCACGCCACUGGUGGUGGAUGGUGCCUCCAUUAGAGGAGAGCUCUCGAGAGCCCCUCGGAAGCGUAUUUUGGCCUACUCUUCCACAGUGGGUCAGACGUGUUGAAGUCGGUGGGGAUGCCCACACUUUUCCCCAUCACAAGUGACCUGCCAGGUACAUUUCUCUUGAAAUAUUUCCAGCCGGGUCUGGGGAAUGGAGAUGUUGACCCUUUGUAAAGCAGGGCUGUGGUGAGUGGACCUGUGGCUACACUGGUUUUCCUCCUAACUGUCUAUGUCUGGGACAUGUACAAUGUUCCAGUCCUUUGAAGACAUAUUAUUCUUAAAUCUAUAUUCAAAAUAAAAUCACUAUUUAGGCAGCAAUUAAUUUCUCAUGAGUUUUUCUUUUUAAAUGUUAACGAUUCGUGUGAUAUCGCAAAGUUACAUUUGCUUUUAUUAUCAGGAAUACAAACUAUAGAUUAUUCGUAUUAUCAGUAACUUGACACUAUUCCAAUUAAACACACAACUAUCAUCAAAUAAAAAUGCUGUAUAGUUGCAUUAUAUAUAUAAAUCAUAUCCCACGAGUAUUGAUUUAUAAAUACUUUUACUAAAAAACGUAGACAUUUUAAAAAAUAUAUGCUAUUUAAUAUUCUGUAUAUAAUAACAAUGCUAAAGUAUCACACUUUUAAAAUACUCUUGGCUGUGUACACGGUUGUUGAGUAAAGAAAAAUCGUUUCAAAUGUAUCAUAUGUAGUCUGCACAUAUUAUUAAAAUACAUUUUAAAAAUUG